Molecule: messenger RNA, 1332 nt
Organism: Syngnathoides biaculeatus (alligator pipefish)
Lineage: Eukaryota; Metazoa; Chordata; Actinopteri; Syngnathiformes; Syngnathidae
Gene: foxd7
Product: forkhead box D7
Exons: 1
Coding region: 243-1193 (316 amino acids)
Biological process (GO): anatomical structure morphogenesis; cell differentiation; regulation of transcription by RNA polymerase II
Molecular function (GO): DNA-binding transcription factor activity, RNA polymerase II-specific; RNA polymerase II cis-regulatory region sequence-specific DNA binding
Source: RefSeq, a predicted model, not a curated record
CGGAGGGCGCAGGCACUUUUACGCACCCAUUUGUAUCGCGCCCUUUUAAGGGCAAAUCUGAUUUUUGGGGGAGUUUGUUGCAUGUGGUAAAGCUCAGCGAGAUGCUGCUGGGUGUGCUCUCCUUCGCGCGCGCUCCUUUUUGUGAAUGGAGAUGAGUCGUGCGUAAAAAAAUAUAUAUAUAUACAUUUUGAAAAAAGCGGACGUCCCAUUUGCGGCCAUCUGUUUGCAGGUGGACAUCUACUAUGACAUUGGGCUCGGAGAUUAUGGAGGAUCCCGUUAUCGACGUGGUGGGAGAAGGGCUGAGAGAGAACGGAGGGGAGCAGACGGAGCCGGGGCGCACCACGGACGCGCUGACACCUCACGGGGAGGAGCGGGACUCGGACUCGUGCAGCCCUCCGCAAGCGAAAGGUCCCGCGUCGGUGAAGCCUCCGUAUUCCUACAUCGCCCUCAUCACCAUGGCCAUCCUGCAGAGUCCCAAAAAGCGGCUCACUCUCAGCGAGAUCUGUGAUUUUAUCAGCCACCGCUUCGUCUACUACCGGGAGAAGUUCCCCGCCUGGCAGAACUCGAUCCGGCACAACUUGUCCCUCAACGAUUGCUUUAUAAAGAUGCCCAGGGAGCCUGGGAACCCCGGGAAGGGCAACUAUUGGACCCUGGAUCCGAACUCCUCCGAUAUGUUUGAGAACGGCAGUUUUUUGCGCAGGAGGAAGCGCUUCAAGCGCCAACAUUUUCGGUACAAGGAGCACCACCACCAUCACUUGGAGCCCGGCGCACUGCACGCCUUCCCCCACGGACACUACGGCCUGGGGGCACCCGCGCUCCAGAUCCCCGCCCUGGAUAUUUACCCCUACAUGCAUCAACAUCAUCAGCAUCAUCAUCAUCAUCAUCACCACGCAGCCAUCCCACCUGUCAGCAGCAUCUUGCCGGCUCUUUCCAGCUUCUUCUCCCGCAGCGCCAUCACCGCCAAGGCCUUCCUGCACUCACAGCCGGCCAUCGAAGCCUUCUCGGCGGCUCAGUGCGCCGCCUACUCCGCCCCGAUGGCUCCCGGAACCGCUUUCACGUCCCCGGCGCUUUUCCACCCGGCCGUGUCCUCGCCCCACGUGCAAGUCACCUUGCAGCAGGAGUUUCACAAGUUGCACACUCAGCGUGGAGCUUGUGAGCUGGCAGCUAAACACGUCGGUGACGAUGAUGAAUAAAAAAAAAAAAAAAAAAAAUGGUGCAUGCGCGGGACUUUGAAUUCUCUCAGGUAACGAAGACGAUGUCGUCAAUCCGUACAAAUGUUGUUUUAUUUUUUUAUACUUGUACGUCUGUACCCCUUCUUGUACUUCUUUUUAA